This is a messenger RNA of Mustela erminea (ermine), 735 nucleotides long. Its product is annotated as adhesion G-protein coupled receptor D1-like. Bases 73 to 441 code for a protein of 122 amino acids. Gene Ontology annotation, cellular component: membrane. Gene Ontology annotation, molecular function: G protein-coupled receptor activity. Gene Ontology annotation, biological process: cell surface receptor signaling pathway; adenylate cyclase-activating G protein-coupled receptor signaling pathway. The record is from RefSeq and is a predicted model, not a curated record. The transcript has 3 exons. NCBI's taxonomy places the organism in Eukaryota, Metazoa, Chordata, Mammalia, Carnivora, Mustelidae.
CGCCCCUAGGAAGGGGCUGCAGGGACGAGCACUGGGCACGGGACACCUGCCUCUGACACACGCCCGGGGCAGAUGAGGGACCUCCAGCUGCACCUGGGAAACCAGGUGCCAGGGACACGAUGCUGUCCUGAGAAUGAGCUGGUCCCCUGCCGGGUGUUGGCCAUGUUCCUGCACUACUUCUUCCUGAGCGCCUUCGCGUGGAUGCUGGUGGAAGGGCUGCAUCUCUACAGCAUGGUGAUCAAGGUCUUUGGCUCAGAGGACAGCAAGCACCGCUACUGCUAUGGGAUAGGAUGGGGUGUGCAUGGCUUCAUUAGUCCCCUGGAGGGAGGAAGAUGGAGACACCGGACUUCAAGGAGCCGGGAGAGAGUAGGGGUCCUGAAGGAGGGGCCACAGCAGGGAGGGGCACCUCAUGGCAAGAAGACGGGGGAGGGAUGCUGGUAGUCAAAUUGUCUGUUCUGUCCUGCAGUACGAACUGAACCUUUUAUAUCUUUUACUGAAUGGGGAACUAGGUGACGGGGAUCAAGAGUAUGCUUACCAAGAGUGCCCGGGUGGCUCAGCUGGUUAAGAGUCAGACUGUUGAUGUCAGCUCAGGUCUUGGUCUCAGCGUUGUGAGACUGAGUCCCAGGCUGGGCUCAGACUCUCACUUUCAGUGAGAGUCUCCUAGAGAUUCUCUUUCCCUCUGCUCCCUCCCCCGCAUGCUCUCUCUACAAAACAUAAAAUAAAAGUACACUUAUC